CACCUGAUUGUUGAUACCGACAUCUUCAGCGACGUAGAUGACGUCGCAGCCCUCGUUCUCGCCGCCACCCUUCCCAACGUCUCCCUCCUUGCCGUCAACGUGAACUAUCCCUCCGCGUAUUCCCCGCUUGCGGCCUCCGCCGUCCUGAACUUCUACGGCCACCCAAAUACAUCCAUUGGCAUGCGCCGCCCUUACGCCAAUGAGAGCUUCUUCGAUGAUUGGGCGUAUGAACUGGGCGAGUACACGUCGAAAGUGGCAUAUCAUUUUUCGGGUGGGUCGUUGCCGUGGUUCAAGCCGGAAAAGUCAUGGCAGCCCGUGGACCUGUACCGCAAGAGCCUGGCGGAGAGUGCGGACUCGAGCGUAACGAUCGCUUCUAUUGGCUUCUUCGAUAAUCUUUCCGGGCUGCUGAGUUCGACUGGUGAUGCGUACUCCCCGCUUUCCGGGCCUGAACUCAUAGCCAGGAAGGUCAAGAAGCUGGCUGUCAUGGGCGGCGGUUAUCCCUCUGGUCACGAAUACAACUUCUGGGGAGAUGAUCCGCUCACCACGGCACAUGUAGUGAACAAUUGGCCCCGCACUGUACCUGUCACGUUCUUGGGCACUGAGGUUGGGGAUAACGUCCUGAGUGGGGCCAAAUUGACAACCGAGGGGACCAAGGGCGAUUUGGUGACGGCGGCAUACGGAUGGUACGUUGGAUACAAUACCACGCGAAUGUCUUGGGAUCCCUUGACUGUUCUAUAUGCGGUCACGGGAUUGGGGUCGUUGUUCGAGUACGGAAACACUGCUGGAUACAACCACGUGUUUCCCAACGGGUCGAAUGUGUGGGUUGUUGACGAAGGUGUCACGAAUCAGCAUUACCUGCAGUUAGCUAUAGAUAAUGUGACAGUGGCAAACGAGCUUGACGGCUUGUAUUUAGACGCG
Molecule: messenger RNA, 918 nt
Organism: Alternaria rosae
Lineage: Eukaryota; Fungi; Ascomycota; Dothideomycetes; Pleosporales; Pleosporaceae
Product: inosine/uridine-preferring nucleoside hydrolase
Exons: 2
Molecular function (GO): hydrolase activity, hydrolyzing N-glycosyl compounds
Source: RefSeq, a predicted model, not a curated record